Molecule: messenger RNA, 1611 nt
Organism: Cladophialophora carrionii CBS 160.54
Lineage: Eukaryota; Fungi; Ascomycota; Eurotiomycetes; Chaetothyriales; Herpotrichiellaceae
Exons: 1
Coding region: 1-1611 (536 amino acids)
Source: RefSeq, a predicted model, not a curated record
AUGUUCUGCUUUCGUGAAGAAUCACACAAGCACCACGUUGGUCGAAAGUCGCGUGGACAUGGCGGCAAAGACCCAGACCGGGUGGCCAGAUUCUCACCUCACUUUCACCGCGGUAGACACGGGCAUUCGACCGGGAAGAACGACGCUCCACCUCAGGAUGCAGAUGAAACACCACCUGGUGGCCGAACAAGUAUUGCGAGUCGCAAGAGUCGGCUUGAUACACGCUCAGUCCAUGAUGAACUCAAGGACGUUGAGGACCGGCUCUUCGAGUGGCUGACAGACCACAACUUGCCCGUUGAUCAGUCACAGAAUGCAGCAACUUUUCUGCUGAACAAGGUGUUUGCUUCUCAUGGCUUCUUGCAGGAAACCAAUCAACGACAAGUGGAGAAGUUACGGCAGAGAGACAUCAGGCUCCAACGCUACGAAACCGCCGUAACCACCAGGGACGAGAAAAUUUUAAGCCUCGAGCAGCAUAUCUAUGCGGAGAGAGCCGCAGCUCAACAUGAGAAGUCGCAACUUUACCAGGAAUACCAGAACCAGCUACAAUGGGAGCGGGCAAACACAGAGAGACUUAUGGCCUCCCACGCAGAAGAGGUGGCAGAUAUGAACCGAAGACAGAGCGAGUGUGAAAAACAGCACAAGGCAUUUGUCGAUAGCCUCGUCUCCGAUCAUCAGAGCCGCAUUCACUUAUUGAUACAAGAACACGAAACUGAUAACAAGCGGCGCGAUGACGAGUACAGCGCCAACAUUGCCCGUGAGGAGGAAAAAGUCAAAGAAGCCGAAAGGGAAAUGUGCUUGUCCGUCGACAAUUUCCGGGGAAUGCAGGAUGCCGAGCUCGAGAAACGAUUCUACAAGCUCACCACUGAGAUCGAGGGUCUUUCACGCCUGACCUCAGCGCCUGAUUUCGCGCAGCAAGCCGAGGCAAUGGGCCUCAACAUCCGUCCAGCAUGCACCAUUCCGCCUCAAGACCACAAAUUCUUGUUCCAGAGUAUCUUGUGGAAAAUCGUCAUAGAUGGCACCUUCCUGACCCCGUUCCGGGUCUUUGGAGCGUAUGGCGACCCCAUCUACCAAACAUGGAAAGCUCUAUUUGGCGUCCGCGACCAAGCACUUCCAGAGUGGCCGGAACCAGAUCCUCUUGCAGAGAAAUGGCGCUACACGACCGUCGACCGGCUUAGGAUCGCUCAGAACGCCCUGACCGGUUCCCAUAGUCAGCGGCAGGAAAUUCAGACAAGCUACCAAGACCGCAUCUCGGCUCUUACCUCAGCACUCUCAGGUCUCUUUGCUUUUCCUUCCACCGCCAACAACAACUCGCCGAGCCUGGCUACCAGACUCGAUGAGCUCCUAGACCAAGCCAGUGAGUUUGCCAUCCUCAUCGCAGUUCAACGAUACCGGGUCCGCUUCUUCUUGCCUUCAUCCCUCGGGCCUCGCAGUCAACUUGACCCCAAGUACGUCAAGGGCGUAUACCCGGCCAGUGAACUGGAGUUCGCAUACGCGAAUGCGGAAUUCGUAGUAUCCCCCGGCCUGGUCAAGGAAGGGAACUCGAGGGGCGGGAAGCUGGAAGAGAAGGUCCCAUUGAUCAAGGCUGUAGUGUACUUCAAUCCCGGGACCUAG